UAGGAAGCCGUGGCCUUAUUAAUUUUUCUGCAUCCUUACACCGGACGAAAUAAAAGUUCCUCUUUCGACGACGUUCUUUCUGUGGAUCUUAAGUCGCGACAGUCCUCCGUUCUUCCUCUUGUAUCGGAAGUGACGACCGGAGCUGGCUCGCUGCGAAGUUUAAAGAUCAGUUUUCCUUCCUCUCAAGCUCUUUAAAAGAAAGUCGGAAGAAAAAAAUGCAGGCAUCAAGGGCAAGACUUUUUAAGGAAUACAAAGAGGUGCAGCGUGAAAAGUCAGUUGAUCCGGAUAUUCAGUUAGUUUGUGAUGAUUCAAACAUAUUCAAAUGGACUGCUCUAAUCAAGGGACCUUCUGAAACUCCCUAUGAAGGUGGAGUUUUUCAGCUAGCCUUUGCUAUCCCAGAGCAAUAUCCUUUGCUGCCUCCACAAGUGCGAUUUUUGACAAAAAUUUUCCAUCCAAAUGUGCAUUUCAAGACAGGGGAGAUCUGCCUAGACAUACUUAAGAAUGCUUGGAGUCCUGCAUGGACUCUCCAGUCUGUUUGCAGAGCUAUAAUUGCCUUGAUGGCCCAUCCAGAGCCUGAUAGCCCUCUAAAUUGUGAUUCAGGUAAUCUUCUUCGGUCUGGGGAUAUCAGAGGUUAUCAGUCGAUGGCAAGGAUGUACACAAGACUUGCUGCCAUGCCAAAAAAGGGUUGAAUUAUCCAAGUUGUCAUGAAGAAUUCCACAUGUAAAUAUCAGACAAAUGUUAUAGUGAUUUGGCUUGUCCUCCAAGACUAGUGAAAACAGAAGGAACUCUGUCCAUUUAUUAGAUAAACAUCUAUCCUGCUCUGAGUUCAGACUCUUUAACAUCCUUUUUUUUCUGGUGUUGGUCCAGGUUUCUAUGUACCAGGUUCAUGAAUAUGAUUACAUUCCUCAAAAAAAGGUAUUAUUAGUUAAUCCUUGCACAAA
This is a messenger RNA of Dendrobium catenatum, 941 nucleotides long. Its product is annotated as protein PEROXIN-4. NCBI's taxonomy places the organism in Eukaryota, Viridiplantae, Streptophyta, Magnoliopsida, Asparagales, Orchidaceae. The transcript has 6 exons. Bases 216 to 689 code for a protein of 157 amino acids. The record is from RefSeq and is a predicted model, not a curated record.